Molecule: messenger RNA, 784 nt
Organism: Trichosurus vulpecula (common brushtail)
Lineage: Eukaryota; Metazoa; Chordata; Mammalia; Diprotodontia; Phalangeridae
Gene: CENPW
Product: centromere protein W
Exons: 3
Coding region: 178-441 (87 amino acids)
Biological process (GO): mitotic cell cycle; chromosome segregation; kinetochore assembly
Cellular component (GO): nucleoplasm; kinetochore
Molecular function (GO): protein heterodimerization activity; DNA binding
Source: RefSeq, a predicted model, not a curated record
ACUCUGGAGCGCCGCGGCGCGUGCGAAGGGCGGGGGAUUCAAACAGUCGAAAGAAAGCUCGGCUGUUCUGACAGCCUUUCUCAGACUUGACUCUCUGGUCCACCUUGUUCAUCCCUGAUUCUAGUCCACCGCCGAGUGCGGGGCUUUGGCGCCGGGCAGGAGGAGGACGAGGAGAGAAUGGCGGCGGCAGUGGUGGCGGCGGCCCGGGUGUUGAAGCGCAAGGCUCCCCGCGGCUUCCUGAGGAAACUCAUCAAGAGACGGAAGCCUCAGCUGCUCCUCAAGUCUGGCAUCGACCUGUGGGUACACUUGAACUGUUUACUAUUUCUUCAUCGAUUAGCAGAAGAAACCAGGAUGCAGGCUUUUCAGAACAAGAGUAGGAUAAUUAAGGAAAAGCACAUUAUUGCUGCGGGAAAGGUGAUUUUAAAGAAGAGUAAGGGUUAGAGCCUGAGGACCGUAUUAUUGAAACUGCAUAAUAUAUUAUCUCAUUAAAUGUUAAUAAAGAAGUGUGCUUUUUAACAACUUUUUAAAGCAUGGAACCUUAGCUACAUAGGUUGAGCAAGCUUUUGUACUGCUGGUAUUGAAUUUGUAUCCUAGGUAUAUUCAUUUAUUAAUUCUACAAAUGUUUAUUAAUCACUUCUACAGUGCUAUUUCUUAAAGUACAAAGAUAAAUGGAACAUAGCUGUUUUCAUAAUUGGCACAUAAGUUUCUCACUGUACUUGUGGUCUAAUUGUGGUAAUGACAGUCUCACAAAUAUGCAAAUAAAAAUAUUAUAAAGACUGUUCAA